UUUCAUCGAUAAACAUUUCUCGAAUUAUGGUGGCGUCAUUUCGUUGAAUGGUACGCUGGCUGCAUAUCGACCGAGUAAAUAGUUUCUCUUAAAAUCUCGUAGAUCAUCGUUGAUUGACUUUGAGCAUCAUCAAAGAAACAUCUGAGAGGAUUUUUCAGCGAUUCACGAUGGAAGUGGAGGAGCUGCAGGCGAUUCUAGAGGCCAAGGAUGGGAUGAUGGAGGAACAGGAGGAAGAGAUAAUCUACGCAGAAGAAGAGGAAACCGAGCAGGGUGUUGAAGAGCACGCGGAAGAGAUUGUUGAGAUCAUAGAAGAGAUUGUAGUCGUAGAGGGCGAGGAUGGGGAUGAGAAUGAGGAGGAAGAGUCCUCGAGGCUUGAAAGCGUUACCGAAGGAGCAGAAGCUGACUCAAUGGUAUCCCAAGAAGAAGACAGUCCAGACGAAGAAAUACAGGUCCAGAAAUCAGGGGAGAAACGCAAAUCGCAGAGAAUCACAACUUACGAUGCUAAGGAAGAUUGGGAGGAGGAGAAUGAUCCUUUGGAGACUAAGGAAGCCACGAAAUCCAAAAGAUCCAAUACUACAUCGAAGAGAUCAACAGUGAAUGGAAAUAAAGUGGUUUCGAAUGGAAAUGGGGAGGACCAGAGUCACGAGACUUCGAAAACUAGAUGUUCUGGAGAGUAUGAGAGAGAAAUGAAGAUACCGAGACACGAUGAUGAGGAUAGUCCUCAUGAAAUUGUGAAAAAUGCUGAAAAUGACUUGGUUUACACUGUUCUCGGGUCCAAGAAGCAGAGUCAGGAAGAAAAAAACUCGAAUGCUCGUUACAUCAAGAUGGAAAGACUAGAAGAAAAUACAAUUCCAGUCGAAGGCACAAUUUAUUAUGAAGGUGAUGAUAUGGGAACAUUAUAUGUUGCGCACCCCAUGAACGAGAAUGAACAAUAUGAAUUGGAAGGUGAACCCACUGCCGAACAGGAGGAGCAGCAGUUGGAGCAGCCGGAGCAAUGGGAUGGCUCUAAUGAGAUCAUCAUGGCCGAACAGGGAGAAGAGGAAAGUGCGCAGGACCAAAUAUUCCUACAUGAGGAUGAGGAUGGCCAAUUAUUCUUCAAGGAUGAGAAUGGACAGAUGCAGCCAGUAUACUUGACUGAGGAUGGGAAUUACGCCAUUGCAAGUAACAGCAGUGACGAGCAAGAAAAUCAAGAGGAAAGAAAUAAGAAGACUCAUGAGAACGUUGAAGACUUGGAGACUCUUUCCAAUAGACAGCAGUCCCCGUCUCCAACUCCAACGAACAAUGACCCGGAGAACGAAGACAACACAGUAACGAUUUCCCUAAUCAUCUCAGAAGACGAAAAUGGACUAAAGAGGACUCAAGUAAUAAUUCCGACAACAGAUGCACUAAAAUGUGAAAUUUGUCAAAAGAGUUUCAAGACUCAAUUCCAAUUGUUGCGACACAACAGACUGAAGCAUGCACGUGAAGAAGAUAUUACAGUGCGAAACUUCCCCUGCGAUUUGUGUCCCAAACGUUUUCCAGAUCAGAAUUCAUUAGCUAAGCACAGGAAAACACAUACUGGGGACCGUCCAUUCCAGUGUCUCGAGUGUCACGAGCAAUUUCCAACUGCCAAUUCCCUUCGUCGUCAUAUGAACCAACACAAUCCUGACUCGAAACCUCUGCCAUGCAUCUACUGUGGACGGAGAUUCAUCGAUAAACCAACACUCCAAAAACAUGAACAGUCUCAUCUUGCUGCAGAACAACGUACACAUACCUGUGACAUCUGCCACAAGCCGUUUAUCAGCGCCACUGAUCUGUCUAUGCACAAGAAGAAUCAUGAUCCUGAUAAAAAGUUUGAUUGUGAAGUCUGUGGGCGGGAAUUUAAUCGCCUUAAUAAUUUGCAACGGCACAUGCUCGUACAUCAACAGGUACGUGAUAAAGCUGCGUCAUCAAGAGGAGAAUCAUUCGAAAAAAAUCAGCAAGGACAAAACCAGGAGAUAUUAUCCUGUGACGUAUGUGGAAUCACUUACAAAUUUAUGAGUUCCCUGACAAGACACAUGGUGACUUCCCACAUGAACCCAGAAAAAUUGAGGCAACAGGCUGAGGAGCAGCGGCGGAAACGAGAGAACAAUUAUAAACGUUAUCUCGAAAAUCGUAAGAUGUACGAAACUCAGCACGUUCCAAUAUACGGAAAACGUCUGUAUAGGACUGCAGUCAGUAGUGACCCCGAUGACGAUUUAGCCUGAGAUGAGGGCAAUGAUUCGCCGGGCUCUGACUCGAUGGAUCAACAAUUGACUCCGUUGCGAUGGUUCGGGCAUUACCGGCAUCCACAACGCCUUCAAAGAUUAAUUCAUUGAAGCAUAACAUGAACUAAGUUGAUCUAAAACUUAAGAAUUGAAUAGUUAAUGAAAAACAGAUGCGUCUAAGAUUACAUUUUAAAUACAUUUAAUAGUGUGAUUGAAAACAAAAAUUAUUAAAAAAUAUGGACGAUUCAAUCAUACAAUUAUCAACAUCAAUGUUUGAUUUAGAUUACGAAAAUAAAUGUAUACUUAAAUCA
Messenger RNA from Diachasma alloeum, 2536 nucleotides. RefSeq names its product zinc finger and BTB domain-containing protein 17. Gene Ontology annotation, cellular component: nucleus. NCBI's taxonomy places the organism in Eukaryota, Metazoa, Arthropoda, Insecta, Hymenoptera, Braconidae. Bases 168 to 2225 code for a protein of 685 amino acids. The record is from RefSeq and is a predicted model, not a curated record. The transcript has 7 exons. Gene Ontology annotation, molecular function: RNA polymerase II cis-regulatory region sequence-specific DNA binding; DNA-binding transcription factor activity, RNA polymerase II-specific. Gene Ontology annotation, biological process: regulation of transcription by RNA polymerase II.